Molecule: messenger RNA, 1134 nt
Organism: Echinococcus granulosus
Lineage: Eukaryota; Metazoa; Platyhelminthes; Cestoda; Cyclophyllidea; Taeniidae
Product: Actin, cytoplasmic 2
Exons: 2
Coding region: 1-1134 (377 amino acids)
Source: RefSeq, a predicted model, not a curated record
AUGAGUGACGGUGAGGAAAUUGCUGCUCUUGUCGUUGACAAUGGAUCUGGCAUGUGCAAAGCCGGUUUUGCUGGUGAUGACGCUCCCCGCGCCGUCUUUCCCUCUAUUGUUGGUCGUCCGAGGCAUCAGGGAGUGAUGGUUGGUAUGGGACAAAAGGACAGCUAUGUGGGUGAUGAGGCCCAGUCAAAGAGAGGCAUCCUUACUUUGAAGUACCCUAUUGAGCACGGUAUUGUGACGAAUUGGGACGACAUGGAGAAGAUCUGGCACCACACUUUUUACAACGAGCUGCGUGUGGCGCCCGAGGAGCAUCCUGUUCUCCUCACUGAGGCCCCACUCAAUCCUAAAGCCAAUCGCGAGAAGAUGACCCAGAUCAUGUUUGAGACGUUCAACUGCCCGGCUAUGUAUGUGGCCAUCCAGGCGGUGCUGUCGCUGUACGCCUCUGGUCGCACUACGGGUAUCGUCUUGGACUCUGGUGACGGUGUCACCCACACUGUGCCCAUCUAUGAGGGGUACGCACUUCCCCAUGCCAUUCUGCGUCUCGAUUUAGCUGGUCGUGAUCUGACUGACUACCUCAUGAAGAUCUUGACUGAGCGAGGUUACUCGUUCACCACCACUGCUGAGCGCGAAAUAGUGCGUGACAUUAAGGAGAAGCUCUGCUAUGUGGCUCUCGAUUUUGAGCAGGAGAUGGCCACCGCUGCCUCCAGCUCUUCCUUGGAGAAGUCCUAUGAGCUUCCUGACGGUCAAGUCAUCACCAUUGGGAAUGAGCGUUUCCGUUGCCCUGAGGCUCUGUACCAACCUAGCUUCUUGGGCAUGGAGGCGGUCGGUAUCCAUGAGACUACCUUCAAUUCAAUCAUGAAGUGCGACGUGGACAUCAGGAAAGACCUGUAUGCCAACACCGUACUCUCUGGUGGUUCCACCAUGUAUCCGGGUAUCGCCGAUCGUAUGCAGAAGGAGAUCACCGCCCUUGCUCCGAGCACCAUGAAGAUCAAGAUCGUUGCUCCUCCGGAGCGCAAGUACUCUGUCUGGAUUGGUGGCUCCAUUCUUGCCUCACUGUCCACCUUCCAGCAGAUGUGGAUCUCGAAGCAGGAGUACGACGAGUCCGGCCCUAGCAUUGUUCAUCGUAAAUGCUUCUAA